Dujonia railenensis is the source of this 1737-nucleotide messenger RNA. The record is from the annotation of a GenBank genome assembly. NCBI's taxonomy places the organism in Eukaryota, Fungi, Ascomycota, Pichiomycetes, Serinales, Debaryomycetaceae.
AUGGAGGAAUUCUUGAAAGACAGUAAUUCUGAUUUUGGGAACUUAUCGAAGACCCAAUCGAAUCAGCAGCAAUAUAACAACCAAACUACCACCCCUGGGACAGUAUCCAGUGAAAAUUCGAAUAAUAUUAUGGGCGAUUUGGAUCCCUUCCAGUUCACAAUCGAUAAUAACGGUACGAACAUGAGCAAUUACAAUAGCAACAACACCAGCAACUCUAAUAACAACAACGGUAACAACUAUGGCAACUAUGGCAACACCGGAAACAACAGCAACAACAAUAACAAUAAUAGCAAUAAUCUCAAUGCCUAUAACCCUAACUUAGAUAACGAGUUCUUAAGUCCUACAACGAGUUACUCGAACGAUAAUAAUUUUGGAAUCUUUGGUUCAGGGGCAGGGGGGUAUGAUCCCCUUAUGGAGGAAUUAGGCUACACGAACUCCAAUCCUCUAGUUGGACCAUCUUCAUUCGGCGCUGGUGGAACCCUGCUGUUUGUUGGGCUGCCCUUGGGCCUGCCACAAUCACAAAGACUUCAAUCUAACUUCAUCAAUCCAAUGACCACAUCUAACUUGGAUGAAUUGAUAUCGCCCAGUAGUACGAUCGAUGGAACGAGCAUAAAUAAUAGUAACAACAACAAUAGCAACUCCUUCUUAAAUCCUCAGUAUUUCUCUCCACCAACUAGAGGAAGCAAUUUUAAUUCGUUGAACCCAAUUGCGGAGGGUAACUAUACUCCAUCACAUUCUAGACAUGGAAGCAUCAGCAUACCCUAUGAUAACAAUGACGUGAACAGAGGAGGAAACGUGGGAAGUAUUGGAGGCUACCUCUCGCCUUCCAAUUAUAUGUCACCUUUGACAAAUGUAAAUUCGUUGAAUGAGAUUAGAUCCCCACCAUAUAACCAAAGUCAAGGACAACAACAAGCUAAUUUAUACCUUAAUUCUCCUCCAGAAUUCCAGAUUUCCAAUGUGAAUUCAAAUUCGAACUCAAAUUCAAAUGCCAACGCCAACAGCAAUGCUAAUAUCAAUAUACCAAACUCAAACUCGUCUACGAACAAUAACUCAGCUAAUCCUCUAAUUGGGGUCACCAAACAAUUGGGUACAUCGCCAAAUACAAGCUCGUCUAAGCAAUUGACCAAGGAAGAAAAGUUGAAGAGAAGGAGAGAGUUUCAUAAUGCCGUAGAAAGACGUCGUAGAGAUCUAAUCAAGGAAAGAAUAAAAGAUUUAGGAAUUCUCGUUCCAUCAUCCUUACUAAAUCCUCAACUUAGUGCUGUGCAAGCAUUGCAGAGAAAUUCUCAAUAUAACUCUAGGGAAAUCAAUGAUAUAAUAUCCAAUGUUAAGGCAAAGGAAACCAAACCCAACAAGAGUACAAUUUUAAACAAAUCUGUUGAUUAUGUGGAGCAUCUUGAGUAUGUCUUAAAGAUGCAAAAGAAAGCAAGGGAGGAGCUUGAAUGGAAAAUCUCGCAAAUUGAAAAUGAUUUUCAACAACAAGGUGGGGAUCCAGAUUCUAAUAGUAACAUUAAGAUUGAGGAUUAUCUGAACUACGACAACUUCAACAAUACUAAUAACAGCAACAACAGCAAUAAUACUAACGACAACAAUACCAUCAAUACAAAUUCCAAUGCGAUAGAGGGAACAAACUUGAAGUUCGAAGAUCCAAAUAAUAGCAUGUUCAACCCCGAUGACUUUUUCCUGGAUAUUGUAACUGGUGGAGGAAGCAUCAAUAGUAAAGAGUUCUUCGAUAUAUAA